Molecule: messenger RNA, 2053 nt
Organism: Perca flavescens (yellow perch)
Lineage: Eukaryota; Metazoa; Chordata; Actinopteri; Perciformes; Percidae
Exons: 12
Coding region: 255-1400 (381 amino acids)
Biological process (GO): regulation of transcription by RNA polymerase II; DNA integration
Cellular component (GO): nucleus
Molecular function (GO): DNA-binding transcription factor activity; RNA polymerase II cis-regulatory region sequence-specific DNA binding
Source: RefSeq, a predicted model, not a curated record
AAAUGCCGUUGACUAAUACAACAGUGUUUGAUGCAAGAAAAUCAAAAAUAUACUUUUAUAUACUGUUGAAUACCAUGUAAUUAUUUUAAGAUUUAGUCUAUGGCUUGUUACUCCAAAGGUUUUCAAGCAUAUGAGGGUAUUAUUUUGGAAAUACUGACCGGAUAUUGCAGCUUUAUUAUUGCUGGUCACUCAAACAACUCUUCUCUUAGACACAAAAUCAGUUUGUUCGUAAAUUAAACGAAGUUGUGUAAUAAAUGGGAAGAUAUAAAUGUGCCUACAACUGCGAAAACUCCAGCGAGUCAGAUGUGAAGUAUUUUAAGUUUCCCUUGUACAAUCCCAAAAAACUCAAGAAAUGGCUUAUCAACAUGAAGUGGAAGGACUGGACUCCAUCUCGCUUCUCUGCGCUGUGCAUCAAUCAUUUCGAAGAACAAUGCAUUGAUAGAACAGGCAAAUGUGUGAAACUUCGAGAAGAUGCAGUUCCCACCAUAUUUUCAUCCCCUGGCGAUGUACAGAAAAUAAUGCCUUCCAGCAACCCAAGAAAUAAAAGAUACAAGCCACCUGAUGUUAAAGCCUCAAAGGUGAUUCCAGCCCAGUCUCAAACAACCACUCCUGCCACAGCAAAGAGAAGAGUCCAGAACAAAGAACCCAGCCAGACAGAAGAAGAGCAUGCUGGAGACAAAGACCCAAAGAAGUCAAAUGACAAAUGGAGGAUUAUAGUAGAUGAAGGGCUCAUGAAGAUAGAUUCCUUUCCACAUUUUUUCCAUGGAGAUUACUGUGUACCACGGGAUAUUCUGUGGGCUCCAGAUGAUAACUUGAGUACAGACUGUGAAGAUCACGAAAAGGUGAUAGAGGUGAAAGAGCCGUGGCAGUGGCUUGGCCUGGAUGUCAGAGGACCGCUGCCUCAAACACUGAACGGACACAAAUACAUCUUGACUGUGACCGACUACUACUCCAAGUGGGUGGAAGCUGUGCCUAUGCAGUCGUGUCUCCCUCCAGAUGUGGCGAAGCACAUCGUGGACAUCAUCGCCCACUUUGGAUACCCAUUAAGAAUCCUCUCCAGACUGCCUCAUGACAUAGUCCACAAAAUCAACAGAGAACUGAAAGAUCAGCUGAAGGUCACCGUCACUCUUGUUGUCUAUCAUCAGCAGACGGGCACCUUGGAUUUGAUCACACAGCAGCUGAUUGACAGGAUGGUAAGUGAUGUAAUAGAGGAGCAUGCAGCUGACUGGGAUGUCUACUUGCCUGCCAAGGUUUUCAGUCUGUGUUUCAGAGAGCACUCAAAGACUAAGAAAAGGCCCUUUUCAGUGCUGUGCUGUAAGGGACUAGAGCCCAUCCAGUCCCCCAGAGAACUGAAUUAUGCUUAUUCCAAGAUCCGAGAGUGUGCAUUCGUGGUUAAAUAGAUAUUUGAAGUGUAUUUGGUGUUUUCCAGAAAGAGAAAGACUGCGAAUUUGAAAACAAUGGUCACGUGACACUUGGUAUUUUAAUUUUUCAGGUCAAUUGAUGUGGAAGUGAACUGGGCUUGGUUUUAUUAACAAACCAGUAUUUUUCGGUCAUGGGAAGUAUGGAAGGAUGUCAUGGAAAAGUGCUGGAAUUUGGCUCAAUGACGUUUUCAUCCUGUUCAAGUAUAUUUUGGCUUUGACCCAUUGUUUGUCCAACAGCUAAGUGGAAGGCCAUGUUUAGUCUUGUAUCAUAUUUUUGGAGGUAAUAUUUUAUUUCAGAUGUAUAACAGGGAAUUGCCUUAUAAAUGCUUUAAAAAAUGUAGCAGAAUGACCAAGCGAGUCAUGACCAACUAAAUACAAGUCUUUUACGGUCCAAGUCAUGGCCAAAAGUUUAGAAAGGUGAUGUUAAUUUAGGCUUGAGCCAUAUGAGUCUCAGAGAUAACACAUUUUGUAAGUUGGCCUCCUGUUUACAAUGCCAUAAGUGGUAUUUCUUGACUGUAAGUCAGCUGUAGUCCAAACAUUUCAGUUGGCAAAUUUAAGGCUGCUGUGCCUGAUUGUUGUUUAAUGUGUAUAUAAAAUGUAAAACCUUUAAAUAAACUUGCUUUAAACUAGAA